Saxophila tyrrhenica is the source of this 1014-nucleotide messenger RNA. RefSeq names its product Casein kinase II subunit alpha' (gene CKA2). Gene Ontology annotation, molecular function: protein serine/threonine kinase activity; ATP binding. Lineage: Eukaryota; Fungi; Ascomycota; Dothideomycetes; Mycosphaerellales; Extremaceae. The record is from RefSeq and is a predicted model, not a curated record. The coding region runs from base 1 to 1014 and encodes 337 amino acids. Gene Ontology annotation, cellular component: nucleus; protein kinase CK2 complex; cytosol. The transcript has 3 exons. Gene Ontology annotation, biological process: regulation of cell cycle; regulation of transcription by RNA polymerase III; regulation of transcription by RNA polymerase I.
AUGGCGCGGGUCUAUGCAGAUGUCAACCAGCAGAUGCCGCGCGCAUACUGGGACUACGACAGCGUCAACAUCAGCUGGGGCGUGCUGGAGAACUACGAAGUUGUGCGCAAGAUAGGCCGCGGAAAGUACAGUGAAGUGUUCGAGGGCAUCAAUGUGGUCAAUUACCAGAAAUGCGUCAUCAAAGUCCUGAAGCCGGUUAAGAAGAAGAAGAUAAAGCGAGAGAUCAAGAUCCUGCAGAACCUCAGCGGUGGUCCGAACAUCGUUGCCUUGCUGGACGUUGUGAGAGACAGCCAGAGUAAGACACCGAGCCUGAUCUUCGAGCACAUCAACAACACCGACUUCAGGACACUCUACCCUAAGUUCCAGGACAAAGAUGUGCGUUUCUACAUCUACGAACUCCUCAAAGCGCUCGACUUCUGCCAUUCGAAAGGCAUAAUGCAUCGAGACGUCAAGCCGCACAAUGUGAUGAUUGAUCACGACGCGAAGAAGCUGAGGCUGAUCGACUGGGGCCUGGCGGAGUUCUACCACAACGGGACGGAGUACAACGUGCGGGUGGCCAGCCGGUACUUCAAAGGUCCGGAGCUGCUCGUCGACUUCCAGGAGUACGACUACAGUCUUGACAUGUGGAGUCUCGGUGCGAUGUUUGCCAGUAUGAUCUUUAGGAAAGAACCAUUCUUCCACGGCAACAGCAACAGCGACCAGCUUGUUAAGAUUGCGAAGGUGUUGGGGACGGAGGAUCUGUUCGACUACCUCGACAAAUAUGACAUCGAGCUGGACGCACAGUACGACGACAUUCUUGGCCGAUUUCCGAAGAAGAACUGGAGCGCUUUCGUCAAUGCGGAGAAUCAGCGCUUCGUUAGUAACGAUGCCCUCGAUUUCCUUGAUAAGCUUUUGCGUUACGAUCACCAGGAGCGUUUGACGGCCAGGGAAGCGAUGGCACACCCCUAUUUCGAAGAGGUGCGGAAUGACGAGAUGAACGAGUUGCAGAAUGCGGCAAACAACGCACACCAAUGA